This is a messenger RNA of Halichondria panicea, 1353 nucleotides long. Its product is annotated as minor histocompatibility antigen H13-like. The record is from RefSeq and is a predicted model, not a curated record. Gene Ontology annotation, molecular function: aspartic endopeptidase activity, intramembrane cleaving. The transcript has 10 exons. The coding region runs from base 99 to 1232 and encodes 377 amino acids. Gene Ontology annotation, cellular component: lumenal side of endoplasmic reticulum membrane; cytoplasmic side of endoplasmic reticulum membrane; membrane. Lineage: Eukaryota; Metazoa; Porifera; Demospongiae; Suberitida; Halichondriidae. Gene Ontology annotation, biological process: membrane protein proteolysis.
CGCUUCUAAUAGAGUGAAACGCGAGCCAGUUUCCAGUCGAGUCAGAGUGUUGAGCUAGAGCUAGAGCUAGAGGCGCUUGGCAGGAUCAAAGACUCAAGAUGUCUACUGAAUUGGAGGACAAUGCGACACUACUGGAGGAUAUAGUAAGCAAUGAGACGAAUAUGACCGGCAGAGGUGCAGCAACACCUCAGGGAAUUGCCUUGACCUAUGCCAGCCUGUUCCUGAUGGCUCUGGGCCCCAUUGUACUCGGUGCCUUUCGCUCAGUACACUACCACUCAGGACUCAAGAAACGAGGUGAAGAAGCCAGUGACCGCAUAGCCAUGAGGGAUGCAGCGACAUUUCCAUUGUACGCUAGUGCUGGAUUGUUUGGACUGUAUAUUUUCUUCAAGUUUAUUCCCCGUGAGUAUGUUAGUCUGACCCUGCGCUCGUUCUUCCUCAUACUGGGCAUCAGUGGUCUGGCCAGAGCGUGCAGUGCUCUGCUGGACCCAUUCAUCCCUGAGUUCAUCACCUCUCGACUCACCAGCUACCACCUUCGUCUCACCGUCAAACCACCUAGAGGAGAACAAGAGGAGUCAUCAUUCCAGUUCCACACUGGAGACAUCGUCAUGGCAGUGGGGGCACUGAUAGUCGGGAUCACUUACUUUUUCACCAAUCAAUGGCUACUUAACAACAUGUUUGGUCUUGCCUUCUCCCUGAAUGCCAUUGAGCUCAUCUCUCUGGACAGCAUCAGUGUUGGCUGUCUCCUUCUGGGUGGACUCUUUGUCUACGACAUCUUUUGGGUGUUUGGUACUGAUGUCAUGGUAACCGUUGCCAAAGGAUUAGACGCUCCCAUCAAAUUGAUGUUCCCCAUGGACUUUCUUGAGAAGGGACUGGCUGCUCAAAACUUCGGAAUGCUGGGUCUUGGAGACAUUGUGGUACCAGGACUCUUUAUCGCUCUGCUCUGUCGCUUUGACUAUCAGAAUCACCCUAGCAAAUGUCGUGUAUACUUCUACACUGGGUUUGUGGCCUACAUUAUUGGCCUCGGCACCACCAUUGCUGUGAUGCAUGUGUUCAACGCUGCCCAACCAGCCCUCCUCUAUCUAGUGCCCUCCUGUCUCGGCCUCCCGUUUCUGGUAGCUCUCAUCAGAGGAGACCUGUCUGACCUACUCAAGUACAAGGAUUAUCCUGAUAAGCCUGCAGAGGAGAAAUCAAAGAAUGAAGAGUCAAGCAAGGACUCCAAAAAGCAUGAAUAGUUAGCUCCUGAACACAGUUUAGGUUAUUAUAGAGCAUUUUGGGUUAACCGCAUUUUGUAUCAACAAGUUAUUCAUUGAAAUUUUCAUGUCCGGGUGCAGAUGUGCCCCGCCCACAUUCCAA